AUGGCGUCUGACAAGGUUACAGACAACUAUGUGCAGCCGGCCAUACCAUGCUUUGAUGGUCAUUAUGAUCAUUGGAGCAUGUUGAUGGAGAAUUUCCUGAGGUCUAAAGAAUACUGGACUCUCGUGGAAACCGGUAUAGUAGAGCCAGAAAGUGGAGUGGUGUUGACGGAGCUACAACAAAAGAAAUUGGAUGAAUCUAAGCUGAAAGAUUUGAAGGCGAAAAAUUACUUAUUCCAAGCUAUUGAUUGUUCCAUUUUGGAGACCAUUCUCCAAAAAGAUACUUCCAAGCAAAUUUGGGAUUCCAUGAAGAAGAAGUACCAGGGCUCAACAAAGGUGAAGCGCUCAAUGCUGCAAGCACUGAGGAAAGAUUUUGAGACUCUUCAGAUGAAGCAAGGAGAGUCUGUUAAUGAUUAUUUUUCAAAAGCAAUGGCAAUUGCAAACAAAAUGAGUAUCCAUGGCGAGAAGAUGGAAGACGUGACCAUUGUAGAAAAGAUCCUGCGAUCUAUGACUACAAAGUUUGAUUACGUUGUGUGCUCCAUUGAGGAGUCAAAUGACGUUGAGAAGCUUUCAAUCGACCAGCUUGAUUCUCCGGCAGCAAGAGGUCGUGGUGGUCGUGGACGAGGACGUGGUAAAGGCGGCAGCCAUGGAAGAGGUCGAGGUAGCAGAGAUGGGAACAAAUCCAAUGAUGAUUCCGGCAGCAAAGACACUCAUGAUUCCAGCAGUAGCAGCAGAGGCUAUUAUAAUUCUGGAGGCAACAGUAGCAGAGGCCGAAGGCAUUCAAGCAAUCAUGAUUCGAAUGUCGACAAAUCAAAUGUCGAGUGUUUCAGGUGUGGCAAUUAUGGUCAUUACAGAUCUGAAUGUUACACAAAUAUGAAUAAAGCAAAAGGUGCAAGGGCGAAUUUUGCAGAAAAAGAGAAAGAAGAUGAUGGGGCUAUUCUAAUGGUGUGUCAAACCAUGGAAAAACCACAAAAGAAUGUGUGUGUUUUCUUUGUUCCGAGUUUGAAGAGCAAUUUGCUGAGCUUGGGACAACUGCAUGAAAAAGGAUAUGAGAUCAAGAUUACAAGAGGAGCUUGUCAAAUUCAUGACCAAAAGAGGGGCUUAAUUGCUAAGGCUUACAUGACGACAAAUCGAAUGUUUCCAUUACAUAUUCAAAGUGAUGGUCCUACAUGUUACUCUGCCAAGGUCAAUGAUCCAGCGUGGCUGUGGCAUUUACGCUAUGGUCAUUUGAAUUUUAGAAGUUUGAAGACGCUACAUGAUAAGGAGAUGGUGACUGACCUUCCUCAGAUAACAUGUCCAACUGAAGUUUGUGAAGAGAAAUCAGAAGCCUUAAAUGCAUUCAAACACUUUAAGGCAGCUGUUGAGAAGACGAUCAAGGUUCUUCGAACUAAUCGUGGUGGAGAAUACAAUUCAAAAGCCUUUGAAAAUUUCUUUACUAUACAUGGGGUUCGCCGACAACUUACGGCAGCUUAUACACCACAGCAGAACGGUGUGGCGGAGAGGAAGAAUCAUACCAUUUUAAAUAUGGUACGCAGUAUGCAGACAAAGAGUUGCAUUCCAAAGAGUUUCUGGCCGGAAGCUGUAAACUGGGGCAUUCACAUACUGAACAGAAGUCCAACUUUUGAUGUUCGUGAUUUGACACCUGAAGAGGCAUGGAGCGGCCGUAAACCAGCAGUUGGUUACUUCAAAGUUUUUGGCUGCAUUGCAUAUGCACGUAUUCCAGACGAGAAAAUGAAGAAGCUUGAUGACAAAGGUGAAAAAUGUGUCUUUCUUGGCACAAGUGAAGUUUCCAAGGGGUAUAAGUUAUUCAAUCCCUUGUCCAAAAAGAUUAUUAUUAGCCGAGAUGUUGUAUUUGAUGAAGAGAAGACAUGGAAUUGGAGUGAUGAUGUUUCUCUGCAGCAACAAAACAUGCUAGUCAAUUUUGAUGACAACGUGGAACAACAACAUCCGCAACAAUGCAUUCCGGCACCAACUUCGUCAGUUGUUCCAGCACCAACUUCUUUAGUUGUUCCAGCACCAGUUGUUCCACCAAUUGGAGUCCAUGGAAGUGAAGGAAGUGAUGAUGAUCCACUUGUUCACUUUGCUUUGUUUGCAGAUUAUGAUCCUGUGUUAUUUUUUGAUGCUACAAAGUUGAAUGAGAAGGGUGAGAUUCAUAAGCACAAAGCACGCUUGGUGGCGAAAGGUUACAAGCAAGAGUACGGCGUUGACUACACAGAAGUCUUUGCGCCAGUGGCAAGGCAUGACACAAUCCGAUUGGUUUAUGUUGAGCAGCCAGCAAGCUAUGUUCAGCUAGGGAAGGAAAAACAAGUUUACAGGCUUAAAAAAGCUUUAUAUGGGCUAAAGCAAGCUCCCAGAGCCUGGUACAGCCGCAUAGAGAAAUCCAUGAUGCAUGAGUUUGAUAUGUCUGAUCUUGGAUUGAUGCACUAUUUUCUUGGUCUAGAAGUAGUACAAUCUAGUGCCGGAAUAUUUAUUUCACAGAAGAAAUAUGUUCAAGAGAUCUUAGACAGGUUUGAGAUGAAGGAUUGCAAUUCAGUUUCUACGCCAACUGAAAUUGGCUUGAAACUAGUGAAUAAUUCUGGGGAGAAGAAGGUUGAUCAAACUCUCUACAAACAGAUUGUAGGAAGUCUGAUGUAUCUGACAGCAACUAGACCAGACAUACAACACGCAAAAGAAGCUAAAUCAGGUUCGUUUGGCUUCAUUGAUAGUGACUAUGCAGGAGACCCAGAUGAUAGGAGAAGCACCUCAGGUUAUGCAUUUAUAAUGGGAGCAGGAGCUAUUUGA
This is a messenger RNA of Prunus mume (Japanese apricot), 2778 nucleotides long. NCBI's taxonomy places the organism in Eukaryota, Viridiplantae, Streptophyta, Magnoliopsida, Rosales, Rosaceae. The record is from RefSeq and is a predicted model, not a curated record.